This is a messenger RNA of Parasteatoda tepidariorum (common house spider), 2348 nucleotides long. RefSeq lists its product as uncharacterized. Gene Ontology annotation, biological process: cell differentiation; regulation of transcription by RNA polymerase II; anatomical structure morphogenesis. NCBI's taxonomy places the organism in Eukaryota, Metazoa, Arthropoda, Arachnida, Araneae, Theridiidae. Gene Ontology annotation, molecular function: RNA polymerase II cis-regulatory region sequence-specific DNA binding; DNA-binding transcription factor activity, RNA polymerase II-specific. The record is from RefSeq and is a predicted model, not a curated record.
CUUAAACUGUUACUCCGCCUACAAAGAUUUGAAGACAAACAUGCUUGAAACGAUCUAUCUUCAAAAUAAUUUCUCCCCGCCAGAAGGAAUAGGUAAUGUCGAAACGAUUCAGUGUGAUUUUGGACUUGAUGUGAUUUUAUAUUCAGUGCACUAGCUGUGGUUUUUAAAUACAAUAAUUGAUAUAACAUCAGAAUUGGUUAUGGAUGGCUUUUCUAAUUUCAUACCCUCAAAACAAGAGAACAUCAAAACAUCAGAUACUCCAGAAUAUAUGAUAGAUCGUAACAUCAUCGAUACUCUUAGAACAAGUCCUUCUCCAUUAGACAUGACAUCUGUAUCAUAUUCCUCUUGCUCAAAUAACACUGGAUUUCCUUCAUCAAGUUCCAUGAGAACAGCCCCCUAUCCUAUAGCUUUAUACCUUUGCUCAGGACGAGAGAAAUAUGGAGAUGAGCCGUGCCAACCUAAAUCAACCCCUUCUCCAGCUUUAAGCUCUUCACAACUUUAUACUCCAUAUUCAGAGUCAGAAUCCUCAGGUUCUUUUAAAUCUACUCCACCUUUUCCUUUUUCCCCACAGUUUUCAAAUUAUUCUCCUCGUUCAGAAGUUACUGAUUCAGGCUUUCAACCGAAACCUGAUGCCGGAACGCUUUAUGAAAAUCCACCAGACUGUAGUUACUACAAGCAAGAGCAAGGUUUAAAAUCAUCUGCAAGAUACUCCAAAGACUGCUUAAGACCUUAUCCUGCUGUCAGUCGAUCAAGAAAUAUCACUUCACGUAACUUAAACAGUGGUAGUUAUGUGUCUUACAGCUUAAUGCUGUCUGAAAGCAGAAACUCUUCCACAAUCGAUGAUUUAGAACCACCCCAUUUAACAAGAGAAUCUUAUAUGUCGAGCUGCAAUCCUGACAUUGAAAGCGCAAAUGGCAACCCUCAUCCUAAUAAACAUUCGAGUAAUGAUUGUAGUGAAGGAACACAGCACUCACACCCUGACUCAGAGAGUCCUGUUAAUAAUGAUCCAGUUGAUAUUAUCGAAACAGGACAUGUACAAAUAAAUAACAGCAAUUCUUCCGAAACUGAUUUAACAGGAAAAGGAAGAGACUUUUCUGAAGAUAGUGAAGAUGAUAUAUCUACUAGAAUAAAAAACAGUGUGUCUCACAGCAACUUACAUACUUCCCCUCUUGAUGGAGAUAUAAAAAGCACAAAUUCAACCCACAUGUCAGAUCAAUAUGAACUGAAACCACCCGGUUUAAACACUGCCCAUAUUUCUAACCCCUUUAGUUCAGAUCUGAAACCUUCUAAUCUUAGUAUCACCCACUUGACUGAUCCGUUUAAUAAUGAAAUGAAACCUGCUAAUCUUAGUGUUUCUCAUGUCGGAAAUCCUUUUUGUAAUGACAUUAAACUUGCAAACUUGAGUAUAACUGACUCUAGUAAUUUAUAUGGCAGUGAUAGUAAACCCGCAAACCUGAGUAUAACAAAUUUGACUACAUCUAAACAAUCAUCGGGUGGUUGUAAUGCUUCCACACAAGAUCGUCCUCCAUAUUCUUAUGUAGCGAUGAUACGUGAAGCAAUUUUAGAGUCUCCAGAACAAAAGCUAACACUUCAAGAAAUUUACAGCUAUGUUUUACAAAAAUUUCCUUAUUAUAAUGGAAAAGAGGGAUGGAGAAAUAGCAUUAGGCAUAAUCUAAGUUUAAAUAAAUGUUUUGUUAGAGUGCCAAGAGAAGGUGGUGGUGAAAAGAAAGGAAGUUUUUGGAUAUUCGAUAAAACUUAUGAUAAUAUGUUUGAGGGAAACAAUUUUCGAAGACGGAAGCGUAUGAAACGGCCAUCUCGGGAUUGCGUACAAAACAGUACUUCAUCAUUUACGCCUACAUUUCCUCCAUCUUUUUCCCGACCUUAUCACCAUUCCUACCUAAAUCCAAAUGAGUUUUUAACUUCUGGUUACCAUAGAUGUGAGAGAAAUUGGCCAUUGGCUCAUAUGCAGAGCUCUUCAAGGCAUUCAGGAAGAUCGAGUUGGUCGUCUUAUCCCUCCUGUCAACGUAUCCAACCAUCUCAAGCAAUACAUGUUGGAUACAUGCAAUCAUCGCAACUCAAUCCAUCGUCUUCUUCACAAUCUUCUAUACCUUUGACCUAUCCAGCUCAUAGUUAUGUAUCUCCGUCUACAGCUUUUCCUGGACAUUAUCCGGCACACUAUCCUCGUGAUUCUUCACACUCUUCUGCACAGACCCGUUAUCAUCCUUACUAGUCAUCUUUAGAACAACAUAGACAGUUAAGACAGCUUCCACUAUCACAAUUUUUUCUUCACAGUAUUCUAUAUUUUAAAACCGAAAUGGUAUUUAAAAAGGAAAUUCUUUUUUCUUCAU